AUGUCUUCACCAGCAGGAAAGUUCAAGGUUGCGGACAUCAACCUCGCGGCCUUUGGCCGACGCGAGAUUGAGUUGGCCGAGCAGGAGAUGCCCGGUCUUGUUGAGACCCGCAAGAAGUACGCCGACGAGCAGCCUCUGGCAGGUGCCCGUAUUGCCGGUUGCUUGCACAUGACCAUUCAGACCGCCGUUCUUAUCGAGACCCUCAAGGCCCUCGGUGCCGAGAUUACCUGGACAUCAUGCAACAUCUUCUCCACCCAGGACCACGCCGCCGCUGCCAUCGCCGCCGGCGGUACCCCCGUCUUCGCCUGGAAGGGUGAGACCGAAGAGGAGUACCAGUGGUGCUUGGAGCAACAGCUUAAGGCCUUCCCCUCCGGCAAGAAGCUCAACCUGAUCCUCGACGACGGUGGUGACCUCACCGCGCUUGUUCACCAAAAGUACCCUGAGAUGCUCGACGACUGCUACGGUGUCAGUGAGGAGACCACCACUGGUGUCCACCACCUGUACAAGAUGCUCAAGAACAACAAGCUGCUGGUACCAUCCAUCAACGUCAACGACUCCGUCACCAAGAGCAAGUUCGACAACCUUUACGGAUGCAGAGAAUCGCUCGUCGACGGCAUCAAGCGUGCCACCGAUGUCAUGAUUGCAGGCAAGAUCGCCGUCGUUGCUGGUUUCGGUGAUGUCGGCAAGGGCUGCGCACAAGCUCUGCACUCCAUGGGCGCUCGCGUCUUGGUCACCGAGAUUGACCCCAUCAACGGUCUGCAGGCCGCCAUGGCCGGUUACCAAGUCGUGACCAUGGAGGAUGCUGCGCCCAUUGCCCAGAUUUUCGUUACCACCACCGGCUGCCGGGACAUCAUUGUCGGCAAGCACUUCGAGGUCAUGCGUGAGGAUGCCAUUGUUUGCAACAUUGGUCACUUCGAUAUUGAGAUCGAUGUUGCGUGGUUGAAGAAGAACGCCAAGGAGGUCGUCAGCAUCAAGGAGCAGGUCGWCCGUUUCCUCAUGCCAAGCGGCAAGCACAUUAUCCUCCUCGCCGAGGGUCGUCUUGUCAACCUUGGAUGCGCCACCGGACACAGCUCCUUUGUCAUGUCAUGCUCUUUCACCAACCAGGUCUUGGCACAGAUCAUGUUGUACAAGGCCAACGACAAGGCCUUCACCCAAAAGCACAUUGAGUUCUCUCGCGCUGUCGAGGAGGUCAAGGAAGUUGCCAGCAAGUCUACCGUUGACCGUCUGCCAAUUGGCGUAUACGUCCUGCCCAAGAUUCUCGAUGAGCAGGUUGCUCUGCUUCACUGCGAGCACGUCAACGUCAAGCUCACCAAGAUGACCGAGGCCCAGGUCGAGUACAUGUCUCUUCCUCAGGAGGGUCCAUACAAGCCAGAGAACUACCGUUACUAG
Messenger RNA from Ramularia collo-cygni, 1389 nucleotides. RefSeq names its product probable S-adenosylhomocysteine hydrolase. Gene Ontology annotation, cellular component: cytosol. The transcript has 4 exons. The coding region runs from base 1 to 1389 and encodes 462 amino acids. Gene Ontology annotation, molecular function: adenosylhomocysteinase activity. Gene Ontology annotation, biological process: L-methionine cycle. The record is from RefSeq and is a predicted model, not a curated record. NCBI's taxonomy places the organism in Eukaryota, Fungi, Ascomycota, Dothideomycetes, Mycosphaerellales, Mycosphaerellaceae.